GUUUUGUUGACUGCCGAUCGAACACUGGUUAUCGUGAUCGUGUGUGGAUCCGUUCAUUACUUUUUCUCCGUCACUAGCACAAAAAAGGACCAACCAUGGGUCAAAGUGUAGUAUUUAGGAGGCGACUGUCUUACAACACCAAAAGUAACAGGAGGCAUAUGGUACGCACUCCUGGUGGACGGUUAGUAUAUCAAUACUUGAAGAAGCCAAAGCGUGUACCCAAGUGCGGUAACUGUAAAAUCAAGUUACACGGUAUCAAGCCGGCUAGGGCCAUUGAGAAGAGUCGUAUGUGCAAGCGUAAGAAGUCUGUAAAACGAGCAUACGGAGGAGUUUUAUGUCAUAGCUGUGUCCGUGAAAAGAUCCUCAGAGCGUUUUUGGUUGAAGAACAGAAAAUUGUUGUUAAAGUUUUACGAUCCCAGAAGAGUUCAACUAAAACCAAGUUGAAAACCUCUAAAUGAGUAGUUUUACUUAAUCAAUUUUCAAAAUAAAUGUUAAUUUUAUAACAGACAA
Metopolophium dirhodum (rose-grain aphid) is the source of this 510-nucleotide messenger RNA. It is a transcript of the gene RpL34a, whose product is annotated as large ribosomal subunit protein eL34. Gene Ontology annotation, molecular function: structural constituent of ribosome. Gene Ontology annotation, cellular component: ribosome. The record is from RefSeq and is a predicted model, not a curated record. Bases 96 to 458 code for a protein of 120 amino acids. Lineage: Eukaryota; Metazoa; Arthropoda; Insecta; Hemiptera; Aphididae. Gene Ontology annotation, biological process: translation. The transcript is spliced from 4 exons.